AUGUAUGCUCCUGAUGUAAACGACCGGUUUCUUGCCUUGUCAAGGGCUGGUCCUAAUGACUUUUACUUCACUGUGGCUUCCAGCAGUCUUUUAGUUCUAUGUGAUGUAAGGAAGCCUUUGAUGCCAAUAUUGCAAUGGAAGCACAACAUUGAUGAACCAUGCUACAUGAAUGUAUUAAGCUUGUCUAUGUUAAGAUCUCACUCAAAGGUAGAUAAUUUUAAGCUGGCUUCUGAAAUGGGGUUUUGCAUUAUCUUGGGAUCAUUUUGGAAUUCUGAGUUCAAUAUAUUCUGCUAUGGACCUACGUUUCCAUUUCGGAAAGGUUCUAUUACUUCGAAGUUUUCGAAGAUUAGCACAACAUUCUGUGCUUGGGAGCCUCCAUCUAAGAUCAAUUCAUCUAGUCGCGAGUGUCUUUGUGGAAUUUGUUUGUUUAUGGAAGAGUUGUCAAAGGAUGCACUUCUUAAGUGGAUUGAUUGGCAACUAAAGAAGGAGAUGGUUUUGGGAUUUGACAUUGUAAGCAAUGACCUUGCUUCUUUACUCCAUGAACCAGAUGAACAUGGUGGUUUUACACUAGUAAGGAUAAUGUCAUCAGGAAGGUUUGAAUUGCAGAGAUAUCAUGCCUCUUGGUCUCCGGAUGGAAAAUUGGAAGAUUGCCGAAAGACUAGGGCUCGAGUUAAAAUUCUUGACGGACCUCCGGGAACUGCAGAAAGAGCAGUUAAUUUGGUAAUGGUUUCUGCAAAAGAAGAGCCAGAUCGCCCCAUACCACCUGCUGUGGAGGGUUUGUUAAGGGUUCAUAAACAAGUUUGCAAUGCGGACCGUGAUCCCGCAGAUAGCGCAUCAGGUGCAGGACGCCCAGGUGCUACGAGGCUUCUGGUGGCUGAUACUCAAGCGGGAAGUUUGAUUGGAAAGCAAGGGGCCACUAUAAAAACCUUUCAAGAUGCUACAGGUUGCAGUAUACGCAUUCUUGGUUCAGAACACCUGCCAAUUUUCGCUCUGCGGGACGAUAGUAUUGUUGAGAUACAAGGGGAAUCUGAUGGAGUUCACAAGGCAGUUGAACUUAUUGCACUUCAUUUACGCAAGUUUUUGGUUGACCGCAGCAUAGUUGGAGUAUUUGAAACACAGAUGCAACGACCCGAUGUUCACGUUAACCACAAUGUGCCACCACACCAAUCUUGGGGGCCUUCUCAAGGGUUUUCUGCUCCUGGUGGAGGUGCACCUGCGUACUCACCCAAUCCUCAAUAUAUGCCACCACAACAUAACUAUGACAAUCAGUAUCCCACCCCAAAACAACAGCCAGCCCGGACCAGCCUGCUGCAAACCAGGCAAGCUCUGCAUAACCGUACCGCCAGACAAAACCUGCGAACAGCAGCCAACACAUAA
Lathyrus sativus (Indian pea) is the source of this 1377-nucleotide messenger RNA. Lineage: Eukaryota; Viridiplantae; Streptophyta; Magnoliopsida; Fabales; Fabaceae. The record is from the annotation of a GenBank genome assembly.